Molecule: messenger RNA, 411 nt
Organism: Medicago truncatula (barrel medic)
Lineage: Eukaryota; Viridiplantae; Streptophyta; Magnoliopsida; Fabales; Fabaceae
Exons: 2
Coding region: 1-411 (136 amino acids)
Molecular function (GO): zinc ion binding
Source: RefSeq, a predicted model, not a curated record
AUGAAAAGUGUUGGAAAUAUAAACACAUCUAACCCUAAUAGAUCAUAUUCAACAGCUUCUUCUUCAAAUGUUACAAGAAGGGGAGCAAAAUGCUUUUGUGGUUAUCAUACAGUUCUAUUGACUUGUAAACAGAGACCAACUGCGGGUAGACAAUUCUGGAGAUGUCCACUUUGGAUGACACAACAAAAAUGUCGCAAGUUUAUUUGGCUUGAUGAAAGUGGAUACGAAAACAUUAACGAGGAUGAAGAUCUCCAGACUCGAAGUGAUGUUGGUGUUGUUGAUCUAGUGAAAGAACUUGUGGAAGAUGCACACAAGAAUAAAGAGAAAACUAAGAAUAAUAAGAAGAAGCUUAAUCUGAUGAAAAAGAGGGGAAAUAUACUGCUGGCGUUGUUACUAAUCAUGUCUUUAUAA